Mastomys coucha (southern multimammate mouse) is the source of this 4485-nucleotide messenger RNA. RefSeq names its product NUAK family kinase 2 (gene Nuak2). Gene Ontology annotation, cellular component: cytoplasm. Gene Ontology annotation, molecular function: ATP binding; tau-protein kinase activity; protein serine/threonine kinase activity. The coding region runs from base 1682 to 3571 and encodes 629 amino acids. The transcript has 8 exons. Lineage: Eukaryota; Metazoa; Chordata; Mammalia; Rodentia; Muridae. Gene Ontology annotation, biological process: protein phosphorylation; intracellular signal transduction; microtubule cytoskeleton organization. The record is from RefSeq and is a predicted model, not a curated record.
CAAAUUUACAAAAAUUAAAAACAAAAACCAAAAACUUGCGUCAGGACAAACACCUUGGCCUGUGGCCGUCCUCCCUUUGGGUUGGGUACCCGUCUGUAGUUGGUAUCUUCUUCCUAGGCUUCAGUCAGCUUAUUUUCAUCCUUAGGCACAGUUGCCAAUAAUCCUACAGGUGAGAACAAAGGUCUCUAGAAAUGAGUUCUUGUAACUGAGGGAGACUCCACCCAGGCCUGGGAGGGAGGGGAGCGGGAAACUUUAUCUGGUCACUGGUUCCUUCAGGCAAAGAUCAUCCAGGGACUUAACAGAUAUUUGUAAUACCGAGUGUUCGCUAGUAUACAGCUGUUAAGGGCCUUCUGUACGCAGGGCUCUUUCUAGUCUUGAGUAGUAGGAGAUUGAACUUCCUUUGAUAUACUAGGGCUGGUAGAAUUUGGGAACAAUGGCCUAGCCCCACCAUGCCAGUGACAAAUCAGUCCAUCCUGUCUGUCAGCCUUUUGGGGACUGAUGGAGGACCAAUAACAUGCCUUGUUUCCUUCCUGGGAGGUGCUAGACAGGAUCUCCUGGGACCUACUGUAGAUAAUUGGGGGUUCACUGAUAGCUCCCCACUCCUCUGAUAUCUCAUAGGAGAAUGAAACGGGGUGAAAUUAGAAUUUCAGGCUAGAAGAAGUGGAUCUUGAUACCUGUGUGCCCACUAGCCAUACCAAAUAAUUCCUAGCACCUUCAAAAAUCUGUUUUGGAAGAUCAUUUCUUUUGGCCCCUAUACUCUUAGAGCUCUGUCCCUCAGCCUAUGACGCCAUCUCAGUAUUCUAUACACGUGUGUGUACACGACUGCACCUGACGUCUGCCUAGUCUUUGCCUGAGUGCAUUUUAAGCACUCAGGUAUUUUUAGUUGUCUAGAUAGUGGUGUGUGUUUACAUAUGACUGUUUUUACUACCUACUAAUAGAUCUUUUACAGAUCUUUGUCUCUAAAGAGUUCACAGCCCUUUACUCAUUGUCUGGUUUCCCUGAAACAAAGACUUACAGAGAAGAGAGGAGGCCAUGCAAUCUCCCCUUCAGGGUGAGAAAAGCCACGUAGAGAAGCGGCGUGUGGGAGUAUUGCUCUGUGUGGAAUGGAGGAGAGAGAGAGGGGGAUCUCCUAGUUGAAGGGAUAUUCAAAGUCUUUGCCCUGCUCCCCUGUUCUAAGCCCUGGGGUUUUCUGCCUAGCUCUUUAGGGAGUGGGGUUAGAGCUGAAUGUAGAAGCAGACAGAUCUUCCCAUCUGCAUCAUCCCCCCUGUGCUGGGCCUCUCAGGGAUGAGGCUCCAUGGUGACCAUCUGCCAUUGUCCUCCCUGCCCUGUUCUUGGGAGGGGUGAGAAUGGGGUCUGGCCCCUUUCAGCAAUGCAGCUUUAGGGCCUGAUGGGGCGGAGGGCACGCCAUCCCUGGCCCGUUGCCGGGGUGACCGGGCUAUGGGCAUUGUGAGCAACUCCUCUGACAGGAUUAGGGCUAUUCCGCAUUCUUGUCAGAUGGGGAGCACAAACCGAAAGAGCCUGCUGUCCAGAGAGCUGAAGCUAUUGUCUACCUCCGGAGCCUGUGAAAGGGCAACUGAGGCGCUGAGAAGGGUAGGACUUGCCCACAGCCACUAGGAUACAACCAGAGAACCAGGCAUCCUGGGUCCUGGCUCUGUGGAUUCCAUUCACUCCACUCUAGAGAAUGCCAUGGACCAGAAAGAUGGAAGCUCUUAGGUAUUGGUCUGUAGCUCCUCUGUCUCUGUUUCCUCUGUACCCACCUUUCCUGAGCCCAGCCACAUACCAGCUGGAGGUCUUAAUCCUUUUCCACCUUUCAGACCCUGUAAGACAGGGAGCCCCGGAGGACUAUCCCUCUGUCUACUUGUUUGCUUGUUGUUGGACAAUCCUUACCUGGACUUUGAAGACUGCUCACUGGAGGGUGGCCAUCAAGUCAAUCAGGAAAGACAAAAUCAAAGAUGAGCAGGAUCUGUUGCACAUACGGAGGGAGAUUGAGGUCAUGUCCUCGCUCAACCACCCCCACAUCAUCGCCAUCCAUGAAGUGUUUGAGAACAGCAGCAAGAUUGUGAUUGUCAUGGAGUAUGCCAGCCGAGGCGAUCUGUAUGAUUACAUCAGCGAGCGGCCACGGCUGAGUGAGCGGGACGCCAGGCAUUUCUUCCGACAGAUCGUGUCUGCCCUGCAUUAUUGCCACCAGAACGGGAUCGUUCACCGGGACCUCAAGCUAGAGAACAUCCUUCUAGAUGCCAAUGGAAAUAUCAAGAUUGCUGAUUUUGGCCUCUCCAACCUGUACCAGAAAGGCAAGCUCCUCCAGACGUUCUGUGGGAGCCCUCUCUAUGCCUCACCUGAGAUCGUCAACGGGAAGCCCUAUGUGGGCCCAGAGGUGGACAGCUGGUCUCUGGGCGUUCUCCUGUACAUCCUGGUACAUGGCACCAUGCCCUUUGAUGGGCAGGAUCAUAAAGCACUAGUGAAGCAGAUCAGUAGCGGGGCUUACCGUGAGCCGCCCAAGCCGUCUGAUGCCUGUGGCCUGAUCCGGUGGCUGUUAAUGGUGAAUCCCACCCGUCGGGCCACCCUGGAGGAUGUAGCCAGUCAUUGGUGGGUCAACUGGGGCUACACCACCCGAGUUGGGGAACAGGAAGCUCUGCUCGAGGGUGGGCACCCUAGCGGUGACUCUGGCCGGGCCUCCAUGGCGGACUGGUUACGUCGCUCCUCCCGCCCCCUCCUGGAAAAUGGAGCCAAGGUGUGCAGCUUCUUCAAGCAGCAUGUGCCGGGAGGUGGAAGCACCGUACCUGGGCUGGAGCAGCAACAUUCUCUUAAGAAGUCCCGGAAGGAGAACGACAUGGCUCAGACCCUGCAGGGAGAUCCAGCUGAGGAUACCUCCUCUCGCCCUGGCAAGAACAGCCUCAAGCUUCCGAAAGGCAUUCUCAAGAAAAAGACCUCUACUUCCUCAGGGGAGGCACAGGAGGACCCUCAGGAACUCAGACCAGUGCCUGAUACCCCAGGGCAGCCUAUCCCUGCUGUAGCCCUGCUCCCGAGAAAGGGCAUCCUUAAGAAGUCGCGGCAGCGUGAAUCCGGUUACUAUUCCUCUCCGGAGCCCAGUGAGUCUGGGGAACUCUUAGACGCUGGCGAUGUGUUUGUGAGUGGGGACCCCGUGGAGCAGAAGUCUCCGCCAGCUUCGGGGCUCCUCCUCCACCACCGCAAGGGCAUUCUCAAGCUCAACGGCAAGUUCUCCCGCACAGCCUUAGAAGACACUACCCCUAGCACCUUUGGCUCCCUGGACCAACUGGCCUCCCCUCAUCCUGCAGCCCGAGCCAGCCGCCCUUCGGGGGCUGUGAGUGAGGACAGCAUCCUGUCCUCCGAGUCCUUUGACCAAUUGGACUUGCCCGAGCGGCUUCCCGAAACCCCACUGAGGGGCUGCGUGUCUGUGGACAACCUGAGGAGGCUGGAGCAGCCUCCCUCAGAAGGCCUGAAGCGGUGGUGGCAGGAAUCCUUGGGGGAUAGCUGCUUUUCUCUGACAGACUGCCAAGAGGUGACGGCAGCCUACAGACAAGCCCUAGGAAUCUGCUCAAAGCUCAGCUGAGGAGGAGAGGCAGUGCCCCAGUAUAGGGUAGGCUCUGAGAGCGUUUGCCGAGGAACCCCGGGUAGGAUCCCCCGGGGGGUGAGGUAUAGAGUACAUCAAGGGCUCUACAUGUUCAGCCUGACUGAACCUGGAAGAGGAGAGAAAUCGCACAGGUGAUGUGGGAAGGAAUGGGAAGGAGCUAGAGCCCCGGCUGCCAGCGUGUUAGAAUGGGGCCACAGUGACCUGAAAGUGCCUAACUCCUUUACGUCAUGAGCGUUGCCCAGGACAUUUCCCACCCUGUUCCCUGCCAGGGUCAGGGUGCACCUUCACAUAAGUUCCUGCUCCCAUCAACCACCAGGGUGAGAACCCCCAACUUCCUUGGAGGUAAUGUGGAGUAACCUCGUUUAUUUAAGGAGGAAAGAGCCUCUGGUCUUCUCUGUCUCUGCUGCUGUGCAUCUCAAAGACCGGGAAAGAGGCGGACUGCUGUUGGAGUUCAUCUCAAGGGGACCAGAUGCCUCUGGGCCCCACCUUAGACCUCAGAGACUUGAGCCUUGAAGCUUUUCCUGAUAUCCACACUAUGGAUGGAUGUGUCUGUUUCUCAGGCCGACAGGACCUAGAAUGUGCUGACUUAUUUAUUUUUGUGAUUCUCACUUCUGGUUUUUGUUUUGUUUGUUUUGUUUUAAGUGAAUUUUGCUGCUUUCAGUAAUGUGAAUGCUGUGUUCUGGGGGAAACCACUGUGCCAUUGAGGUUUAUGUACAGAGGGGUAUUAGGCAGUGAUACCCCUCUAAUCAAGGGGUGGGGAGUGCUUUUUCAAAUGUAUGUCCUUGAGCACCGUCUGGAUUGAGUCUCCAGUCCCUUCACACCCAAGCCUGUCCACUCUCUCUCAUCUGUGGCCAAAAACACCUCAUUAAAACCAGCAAUGGUAACUGGAAAAA